AUGUCGGAGUUAAAUCCAGAGUCUCAACGAACGAAACCAAUCACUAUUACACUUUCUAAGUCUUCCGACUGGGAUAACUGGUUCCUUGCCAUCAAAGUAUACGCUAAACAGCAAGGGAUAUGGGAAUAUGUCGAUCCCGAGGUACUAGACCCUCCUGUCCUGAAGUAUCCAUCUAUCCCGGAUAUCUACGAUGCUAACUCAGGAGCUGUACCAUCCGGAACACUUGAUGAACGACAAAAACUCAGCAUCCGCUUUGUCGAAAGACAAUGGGAGCAUGAUUGCAAGAAAUAUGAAGAGAAAACUAAGGCGAUUAAGGCCCUAGGAAGUCAAAUUAUUGGAAGUCUCUUAAUCGACCUUAUGCAAUUUCUGGAAGGAGAUCACUCUCCGCACGUAAUACUUCUUCGCCUCAAGCGAAGAUUCGCUCCUGUUGAGAGAUCGAGAGAACUAGAUAUCCUGACUAGAUGGAAGAAUAUCUCCAAGACUCCGAAGACCUAUUAA
This is a messenger RNA of Exophiala spinifera, 498 nucleotides long. RefSeq lists its product as uncharacterized. The record is from RefSeq and is a predicted model, not a curated record. NCBI's taxonomy places the organism in Eukaryota, Fungi, Ascomycota, Eurotiomycetes, Chaetothyriales, Herpotrichiellaceae. The transcript has a single exon. Bases 1 to 498 code for a protein of 165 amino acids.